AUGGGGGACUGGAACCUGCUGGGCAGCAUCCUAGAAGAGGUCCACAUUCAUUCCACCAUUGUGGGCAAGAUCUGGCUCACCAUCCUCUUCAUCUUCCGCAUGCUGAUCCUGGGAGCGGCUGCUGAAGAUGUGUGGGAUGACGAGCAGUCCGAGUUCGUCUGCAACACGGACCAGCCGGGCUGCAAGGCGGUCUGCUAUGACCGAGCCUUCCCCAUCUCUCUCAUUCGCUUCUGGGUACUACAGGUCAUCUUUGUGUCUGCGCCCUCGCUGGUCUACAUGGGCCAUGCUCUGUACUGCAUCCGAGCACUGGAGAAGGAGCGGCAUCGGCGGCGGGCCCAGCUGAAGGAGGAGCUGGACGAGUCAGAAGUAGCGCUGGAUGAGCACAAACGCAUGGAGAGGGAGCUGAGGAGGCUGGAGGAGCAGAGGAAGGUAAAGAAGGCUCCUCUGAGAGGUUCUCUGCUGAGAACCUACAUCAUCCAUAUCCUGACUCGCUCAGUGGUGGAGGUCUGCUUCAUCCUGGGCCAGUACAUUCUCUAUGGUGUCCAGCUGGAGCCACUGUAUAAGUGUGAGCGGCUGCCGUGCCCCAACAGCGUGGACUGUUACAUCUCCAGGCCCACAGAGAAGACCAUCUUCAUGGUCUUCAUGAUCGUCAUUGCUGGAGUUUCACUUUUCCUGAACAUUCUGGAAAUAUCCCACUUAGGAGUCCGUAAGAUCAAACAGACUCUGUACGGAGAGAGGUACACAGAGGAUGACAGCAUGAUCUGCAGGUCCAAGAAGAGGUCCUUGCAACAGCUGUGCGUCAUGAGCCAUCUAUCACCCCACAACGGGCCUUUGACUCAGACCUUUAAAGUCAUUCAGGACGCAGACAUGAAGCCUCUCCAUUACAGCAGUGGUUUUAAAGUCGGCUAUGAGGCGCAGAGACACAACAGCUUGGCUCCUCCGAGUCAGCCUACCUAUACUGUCCCUCAAGCAAAGAUACCACCAAGGUUUGGAGAGAGCUCUGUGACCCAAAACCUCCAAACCAACAAAGGUUCAGAGGUUCAUCAUUCAGCCUGGACCUCUGUCAUGUCCACGGUGGAAUCCAGUGCACCGAGCCAGAUGGACAUUCACAACGGGGAUCAUCCCCACCACAGCCAUCUGGAGCCUCUGCUGACUGGUGGCACCUUAAGGCCCGGACCUAUCAGAGACCUCAGCGAAGAAGAAAGACGGGAGUCAGCAGGUAGCGAGCCCCUGAUCCCCAACCCCAGGAAGAUCAGUUUCAUAGCCAGGCCGGCAUCCGAAAGCCUGUCCUCUAUGAGCGGCUCCACCAGUCCGUCUUUACACACCUCAGAAGAGUCCGACGAACUGGGCUCGCUGCAGGGAGACAUGCCCAUGAUGCCACCUGCCGGAGGCCGAAGGAUGUCAAUGAGCAUGUUUCUGGACAUCUCCUCCAUCAUGAAGAAGUGA
Molecule: messenger RNA, 1446 nt
Organism: Melanotaenia boesemani (Boeseman's rainbowfish)
Lineage: Eukaryota; Metazoa; Chordata; Actinopteri; Atheriniformes; Melanotaeniidae
Gene: gja10a
Product: gap junction protein alpha 10 a
Exons: 2
Coding region: 1-1446 (481 amino acids)
Biological process (GO): cell communication
Cellular component (GO): connexin complex
Source: RefSeq, a predicted model, not a curated record